GCAAAUUGAAGUAAAAAUCUUAGUAGUAUCGUUGGUAAAGCCAUACUCUCCGUCAUCACUGAACGUUAUCAGUGGAGGUGCAGGUGAUUGAUGUAGUGGGCGCGCACAUCCUCUUGGGACAAUUUUUACAAUAUUUUCCCCUAAUUUGUUUUUCCUUAAAUGUCUGACAUGUAUAAUGUCGUCAACUGCACGAUAUUGUAUAUACAUUUUAAUAAAAUAUACAUUGCUAAGAGUUCUAAAAGUCACGUGACAUUCGGCUUUGUACUAACUUAAACAUUUUAUCGAUGUUGACCAACGCAAGUUUUUUUAUCAAGUUUUGAUAAAUUCAUAAUUGUAUGAGAAUUGUAUGAUAAAUCACUGCUUGAUAAUAAAUGAUCAUACACUUAACAAAUAAUCAAGUAAUAGUCAAGUAAUCUGACUAGUGUGGACUGGGGCUUAGCAGAUGCACUUAUGACUUUGACAAUAACACAUGACCAUUACCAUAGUUAAAGCUGAUAUUUUUACCAUUUCGCGUUUCCGACUCAUUCCACUGUAGCUGGGUAAAGGAAAUCCUUUGCAAUGACAGCAUAUGCAAUGAGUUGGUUCACACGAGCACCGUGUUGUGUCACUCCUAACAAGCGAAAUGAUGACCAUCUGAUAAAAUGUUCAGUGAGUGAACAAUUUUUCCAAAGUACCUAACUCGUCCUCAUGACAAAUGAAUGUUAAAUGCUAAACGAAAGUUUUUCUCUGGAUUUGAAUAAAUUUGUCGAUGAGAAGGAACUAUUUUUCAUGUCACUUUUAUUGUAUGUUUUUAACCAGUGUGAUUGGUUUAUAGAAAAGCAGUUUACUCAGGGGACUUCUAUUGUUUUUACUCGGCCACAUGUAACGUUAGCCAAUUGAACGUGUUUUGAUUUUCGUUUGCCAAUAACUUUAAUAAUCGACUCUAAACGAGCAUGAAUACUGGAACAGAUAGAGAAGAAGUAUUCUUGAAAGACCGAAGUGGAGAAGAAGAAUGUGCUCAAACUGCCCUCGUCGACGAAGAAUCCCCGCUGAUAGCAGGACGAUCAGGACAGCAUGGAACAUUUARAGCAAGCRGCUUCAUUGAGAGUGUGCGUCGACUUCGUGCCAACACAGCUACUGUUUCAUUGAUCGCCAAACCUUCUCUUGAUCGACGAGCAUCUGCUUUGAUGGCUGGAUGGAAUGUCAGUAAUCUAAUCCAAGGGACAGGGAUACUCGGUGUACCGUAUGGUGUACUGAUGGGUGGCUGGACAGGGGUCGCAGCGAUACUUGUGGUGGCUGUGAUGUGUUGCUUUACUGGUAAAAUACUGAUUGAAUGUCUGUAUGAGACAUCAAAGCGCACUGGACAGCGAAAAAGAGUCAGGACAAACUACCCUGAGAUAGGUGAAGCAGUAUGGCCUCGCUGGGGAAACAACAUUAUUAGUGUCAUACAAGUCUGUGAGAUGUUUGGUGCUACCAUUAUGUACAUUGUACUUCUUGCUACUAUAUUUAGUGACUUAUUCAAGAACAUCACCCCCCUGAACAUAUCUCACUGGGCAGUCAUUUGUACGUAUGUUGCUCUACCUUUGGCCUUUGUCAGGAGGGUGUCAAUCAUUGCCUGGUUCAGUAUGGUGUCUGUGUUUGCGCUCGUGGCAGGUAUCUUGACGAUGAUUAUCUGCUGUGUCACGCAAUACAAGUUGAUGUCCAUUGAUAAGAUUCCACCAUUCAGUUUUAAAGACUUUCCAGUUGGCUUUGGUAUUAUUGUGUUCCCUGGUAUUGAAUCAAGCAUGAAGGAACCCCGCAAAUAUCCAUUAAUGAUGAAUGGGUCUUUCACUUUUGCUGCUGUUAUCAAAGUUCUUCUUGGUCUACUUGCAGUGUUGGUUUUUGGUACCAAUACAAAUCAAGUUAUCACCGUCAACAUGAAGACUAGCUUUGUUUUCAAUAUCUUAGCCAAUUUGUUUGUCAUUAGUAAUGUUUUCCUUGCCUUCCCUAUUAAUUUGUUUGUAAUCCUUGAGACUGUUGAUGCCAAAUUUCUUGGGUUUUUCCCUCACUUGGGUCCUGGAAGGAAAUUCCACUGGGUGUGGCUCAUCAUCUUAAGGACCCUUAUUCUGACCCUUGCUUUGUUCUUUGUUAUUUUGGUUCCUCAUUUUGCUCUGGUAAUGAGUUUUGUAGGGAGUUUUACUGGAACUUGUUUGUGCUUUUUGNAUAUCAGGAAUACAAGUUAUGACUAUUUUCACUGCGAAUGA
Molecule: messenger RNA, 2222 nt
Organism: Exaiptasia diaphana
Lineage: Eukaryota; Metazoa; Cnidaria; Anthozoa; Actiniaria; Aiptasiidae
Product: vesicular inhibitory amino acid transporter
Exons: 2
Coding region: 933-2222 (429 amino acids)
Biological process (GO): amino acid transmembrane transport
Cellular component (GO): vacuolar membrane
Molecular function (GO): amino acid transmembrane transporter activity
Source: RefSeq, a predicted model, not a curated record